This is a messenger RNA of Lodderomyces parapsilosis, 1347 nucleotides long. RefSeq lists its product as uncharacterized. Gene Ontology annotation, molecular function: transmembrane transporter activity. Gene Ontology annotation, biological process: transmembrane transport. The record is from RefSeq and is a predicted model, not a curated record. Gene Ontology annotation, cellular component: membrane. The coding region runs from base 1 to 1347 and encodes 448 amino acids. The transcript has a single exon. Lineage: Eukaryota; Fungi; Ascomycota; Pichiomycetes; Serinales; Debaryomycetaceae.
AUGAUCCCUAUGUUGAUGUUUAUUUAUAUUUUAAAUUACCUUGAUCGUAACAAUAUUGCUAGUGCUAGGUUGGGAGGUUUAGAAGAGGACUUGGGUUUGGUUGGCAAUCAGUAUCAAGUGUGUAUCUCCAUCCUAUUUGUUGGUUACAUCUUGUUUCAAGUUCCUGGUAAUAUGAUUUUGAACAGGUUUGGUCGUCCUUCGAUUUUCUUAUCAACAGUUAUGACGGUUUGGGGUGUCAUUUCAACGGUGACUGGUGGAGUGCAGAAUUUUGCUGGAUUAGCUGCAACUCGUGUUUUCUUGGGUGUUGCUGAAUCGGCAUUUUUAUGUAGUGCCUUGAUGGUUUUAUCAAUGUGGUAUGAUAAAAAAUCUUUGGCUGCGAGGAACUCACUUUUAUUUGCAGGAUCCCUGAUAAGUUCUGCAUUCAGUGGUUUGUUAGCUGCUGGUAUUUUGGAAAUGGAUGGAUUGGGAGGUAUUGCCGGAUGGAGAUGGUUAUUUAUUUUUGAAGGGGGUAUCACUGUCUUAACGGUUCCAUUUGCUUACUUUGUUUUACCAGAUAAACCGACAAAUACUAAGUUCUUGAACCAAAUGGAGAAGGAUAUCAUUCAAUGGAAGGUGAAGAAAGACUUGGGUGAUGUUGAUGACUCUGACGCCGAAGCGCAAGUCACUACUUGGCAAGGAUUCAAAUUGGCUGUCAAGGACGAGAAAAUGUGGAUGGUUACUGGUCAAGUUAGUUUUUUGAUUGUUGCUUGUGGUAUUGUCAACUUUUUCCCAACCAUUGUUGCCACUUUAAAUUACAAUCGUACAGUCACAUUGUGUUUAACUGCCCCACCUUAUGUUCUUGCUGUUCCAGCAACUUAUUUCUGGGCUAGACAUGCUGACAAAACUGGAGAAAGAUCUUAUCAUGUUGGUAUUCCAUUGGCUCUUGCAUGCGUUUCAUUCAUCAUACCAGUUGCGACAACCAAUUUUGGUGCUAGAUACUUUGCAAUGCUAUUGAUGAUGCCGAGUUUGCUUACAGCGUACGUGCUUAUUAUAACCUACAUGUCCAAUUCUUGUCCUCGACCACCAGCAAAGAGAGCAGUUGCAAUUGCUAUUAUGAUUGGAUUGAGUAAUUCUCCUUACACAUGGACCCCAUUCUUGUACCCAGCAUCAGAUGGUCCACGUUAUAUCAAGGCCAUGAGUUGUAAUAUUGGGGCCCUUGUGUUGGCAAUUGGGUUGGUGAUUUUGUUGAGAAUGCGGUUGAUGCGUUUGAAUAAAAAGAUUGAAAAUGGAACCAUGGAUUGGCAAAAGGAGUUGGGACAAGGUAAUGAUGGUUCUAAGGUUGCUGCUGACUUGAGAUACAUGUAUUAG